This is a messenger RNA of Penicillium alfredii, 9594 nucleotides long. RefSeq lists its product as uncharacterized. The record is from RefSeq and is a predicted model, not a curated record. Lineage: Eukaryota; Fungi; Ascomycota; Eurotiomycetes; Eurotiales; Aspergillaceae. Bases 1 to 9594 code for a protein of 3197 amino acids. Gene Ontology annotation, cellular component: membrane. Gene Ontology annotation, biological process: fermentation. The transcript has 4 exons.
AUGGCCAGCACAAGCUUGACGUCGGCCUUCCUGACGCCGGACCCAAGCUUCAAUUGGUUUUUCCUCCUGUACCUUAUUGUCUGUUGUAUCCUUGCCUUGUUCUUCCUGCUCUACUUCAACCGUCUCUUCGCGACGCUUCUGUCAUAUGCCAUCCGAGCGUACACCUGGCACUACUAUCGCGUAUAUGUUGAUAUCAAUGCCCUUCAGAUCUCGUUACUUGGCGGGAGGAUUUUCUUCAAGGGCAUUCGGUACCACGGCGCGAACGAGACGAUAUUUAUCCAUGGAGGAUUUAUAACAUGGCGGUAUUGGAAGCGCGCUGUGGAGCGUACUGAUGUUUCCAGCACCAAGCACAAGGCGGGCAGCUUUGAUACCUCAGAGAAAGGAAGUGACUAUCCGGCGAGAGGUAGACCCGGUCUCGCCAGCAAGGAUGAUAAUCUAGGGGAGCAAGGAGGCGUGAAGAAGAAGACCGAAUUACCAUGCCGGAUUUCAAUCAAAGUCUAUGGUCUGGAGUGGUUCAUUUACAAUCGGACCCCGGCCUACGACAGUAUCCUUGCUGGAUUUGAGUGUACCGCCAAGGGUGGUGCUGCGGACGACGGCGAUGACAGUCCAGAGGCUUCCGUCCUUCCCACGGCAUCUGGGGAACCAACUCAACAGCGGACAGGCAGUAACUUGUGCUCCCAUGGGACCAAACUUUCGGGGCGCAGCAUGAGUGAAAGAGAGAUCUCGACUUCCCAGAAUGGAAAACACGAGGCCGAACUGUCCGACUCAGUUUCGAGCAUACUUCAGCUCCUGCCAGUCAAGUUAGACUGUCGCAAAGGAGCUAUUGUGAUUGGCAACGAGAACACCCGGUCUGUAUUGACAUCAACUUUCGAUAAUGCCACCGGGACGAUUGAUGCCUGCAAUGCGGGCCCUCUGGACUUGUAUCGCCAAGUGUUUUCCUUUCGCUUCAGCCACCCAAUCCUUCAAAUGCGACCGAAUCCCGACUUCAAACAGAAUCAACUUGCGACGGCAAAGUCGUUAGGCACUGUCCGCGAGGAAGAGCCCGAGUCGAAACAGAAGCGAGGAAACGUUUUCAGUUACCAAUUUCAGAAACGCAAGAUCUGGCACAGCCUCCGGGAAUUGGUCCCUUAUUUCCAGACUUCCGUUGAGUCGUUCCGUGUCGAAAAGAAAAAUACCGAUAGUAUGCCGAGGAGCCAGGCAGACUUCCCAGACGUCCGUUGGACCGGUCUCUCGCGGUAUCUGGAUGAAGAUGGCGAGGAUGACCAUGAGAAAUGGAGCUCAGUCGAGUAUGCCAGGUUCUCAACCCUGCUUGACAGCCCUAGUCUCACCGUUACCUACUUCUGGGACAUUCCUGGAUGCGUGGGUCCCCAUGAACCAUCUCCGACUUGUUCGAAUCCCGUGGACAAGGACAUUAAUGGUGCCCUUCCCCCGGAUUGGGGUCUUGAUAUCAAGCUCGACGGAGGCUCCAUCAACUACGGCCCGUGGGCUGACAGAGAGAGAGUCGGCUUGCAGAAUGUCUUCUUCCCGAAUUUCUACCGCAGCUCCGAGCCGGCAGAACAGCUGUCACCGGGUGUUUUGAGACAGAGUACAGUUUUCAAGCUGCGAGUGGAAAUCAAUGAAGAGCUUACCCUGCGUAUCCCAACACGAGAACAGUCCAAAGAUUGGCAAUGGAAAGGCCGGGCUGAUGCCAUCAAAGGAACCUCAAAAAACAAAAAGCAAAACGAAAAGCAAAAGUUACGGCCCAAAGAAGGAGAAAAAGGCCACCUCGGUCCUGACAUUCGUCCUUUUGGAUGGCUAUCUCUGCGUGUGGAUCCGGAUUCCACCAUCAACUAUAAAAUGGACAUGAUGGCAUCGAGUCAAGGCUUCCAAAAUGAACUCUCUCUUGAUCUGCGAGAGUCGAAGCUUUCCUCCAGUGUGAACCAUGGCUUGCUCUGGCAAUGCCCACGGCAGCUGGUCACUUGUGACUUGUCCAACCCUCUCUGCUGGAAUAGCCUGCGGUCCUGGAAAUUCACCGUGGACAGUCAGAAUCUAGAGCUGUUCCUGCUCCGUGAUCAUAUUUUUCUCCUCACAGAUCUCGUGAAUGACUGGGCGUCUGGCCCACCAUCGGACUAUUAUACGUUCGUGCCAUUUAUUUACAACAUUGACCUCUGUUUUUCGAACCCCCAGCUGUUUGUGAACGUGAACGACCGGAACAUCAUCAGCAAUCCUUCUGAUUUGGAGGACAAUCGAUUCAUCGCUGUCAAAGGGAAGCGGCUGACAUCGAACGUGAUGAUACCACUGAACAAAUACCAGCCUGAGCAGAACGCAGUGGAAUUCAGAGUCAAUCUCGAAAAUGGCUUAUUGGAUUAUUUAACACCCCUUUGGGACACACUGCAUGCAUUCCUACCGGACAAGUCCCUGGCCACACUCGACAGCGUUUUUAUCGACGGAUCCUACAACUAUUUCCUUUCAACUUCGUCCGAUUUGACUGACACUUUGGUGCUCAACAUCGAUGGAUCCUCACCCCAGUUGUAUCUCUAUGGAUUCUUGAUCAAGAGCUUUAUGACCAUCAAAGAGAAUUACUUUGGCGAUGAAAUGCACUUCAGGACCCUUGAAGAAUACCAGGAGUUGGUUUAUGCAGACGAAGCCCCAUCGAAUCCCACGGGCAUCAACCCAAAUCGAAAGUCAAAUGACAUGGACGUGCUUGUUCGUGUCACAGUGGAAAAUCCGUGUGUCCUGCUUCCUGAGAACAUAUACGACCAUUUGAAGUGCUUGGAACUCCGCGCUGCUUCUCUGGAAGUUGAUCUGCGUUUCACCAACUACUAUAUGGAUCUUCAGUUCUCACACAGCCCACUGAAGAUUGCUUUGCAGUCCACCGAGUUGGAUGGCUCAUCGACUGUGUCUGGCUCUCAGCUUUUCAUUGAUGGCACUUCGAUUUAUGGGCAUCGUCUAUUUGGAUUACCCCCGCGGAGCCAACCUACGUAUGCAAUUGGGAUUUCGAUGUGGGACGGGUUGUUGAGCUUCGAUUUCUCAUUCGACAACGAGGAAAAUGCCUUACCACUCCUCUUCCCGCCUGUUCUCCAUGAUGUGACUUUCCUCAGAGCCAAGAUCAGUUCGAUUCAUAUCUCCGUGCUCCUGGACGAAGUGGCCGUUCUUUUCAGCUGCCGACCUUUAACAGCCAAGUUCAAUGAUUGGGCCAAUUCCAAAUUUUCGAAACGACUAAGCUUGCUUGUUCCAGACAUCUCGAUUGCUGCAGUCGAUCGCGAGGUUGCGGCUCGAAGCCAUCGAUCUCCCACGAAAAAAGUAGCUCCUUUAGGGCUCUUUCAUCUGACAAUCAGUCUGAAGAUGGCUUUGCGUGCGUGGGAUAUCGGCGAGGGUCGACGAUUGCAGCAGGAGCAUAUCAGAGACCACGACCAACGAACCCACAGGGCACAGUGGCUGCUCCUCGACUGGGAUGAAAUUGGACCGACUUCCUCUAUCCCACACGGAGACAGUCUUUCACCGCCAACAAUGGCUAUCCCGUCUAUGCCAGAGCCUAUCCAUGGAAAAUUUGGCCGAGCCAGUGCACCGUCAUAUCGCGGGGUUUCAGGAAGCCAGAUCACGGGAAGCAGGAAGAGUUUCCUUUUACACUCUGAAACACCAAGCCUCAAUAGUGUCAAACCCCUUGAUGAUGAUGAUUCCAGGCCAACUUCUGACCCAGGGCCACCUCAAAGACCUGCCUCUCCUGUUCGGGGCGCAAGCUGGUCUACCUUGCAGCCUCAUCGAGUCAGGAACUAUCACAGUACUCUAUACAAUGGAUCUAGAACAGACCCAUCCCCUUCAGCAGCAACCAGGGAAUCUAAUCCCUGGAUUAUGCCGGAAUUUUCCUACUACAAGCUUUCCUUGGAUACAGUCGAGCUUCCAGUUCGAAUGAGCAAUGGAAGAAAUGCGUCGAACGACGAUGAACCUGUGAUCGACCAAAGAUCCAUGUUCUUAACUUUCGAUGAGGACCAAACGACUUAUACAAACCUCGCCUGCGAGUUGCCGCUGGGUAUCAGGGGGUAUUGUACACCCAAAUUCCUUUUCAGCUUGGCUGCCUUGCUGGAAGGCCUCGAGCCGAAGCAUCCUGUGCAGAUCAUCGAUUCCCUUCAAAAAGAUGUGAUAUCAGAUAUCGUUGGCCAUGACAAAUCGAUGCAGCAGCCAAAGAAAUCGACUGCUAUUGCGCUUCGCGUUCCCUCGAUCCAGCUAAGACUUGUUGAUUUAUCAAAGUCUCCCGACAACAACCAGAUCGAGCUUCGAGACGAGUACAGCAUCGAGAUUCGUCAUCUUCGCACGGAGUUCCGAAAGAAGGUUCAGCGUCAAAAGGACGAUCUACUUGAAGGGCUGAAGCAGGGAGUCACGGUUCAUGCAGCGGCAGACCAAGUCUCGGUUUCAGUGGAGGGCGGUCGAACUGACUCCUUCCACGAAAAAGCUGGAUUCGACUGCCAUUUAGGGGAUAUGAACUUUUGGCUAGUGACGGCACCCAAAAUUCGAUCUCAUCUUCAAAUACGAACCAUCAAUGCAAUCACAUCCGCCAAGUCUGUCGAGCGUUUAGCCCUCUUGGUUCGCCAAGCCACGACCAUGUUCGACUCCGUUGCUUCGUCCUUUCAGCAAGUUUUGACUUCAAGUAAAAUGCGUCUACGAUACCUGAUUUACUUCGCGACACACUCAGCUGCCAAUAUUCCGGAUCCCAUCUUCCUAACGCGCAUCUCCUAUGUGCUCCGAGUCGCCUCGACCCAUCUACGACAGCAUGACUCGUGGAAGAUUCUUUCACGUAUCCGGAACAUUUACGAGAGCCUGCCCGUGCACCAUAAACGCGAGUUGGAGCGGAAAUGCUCCAGCGGAAAUCUUCCCUUGCCAUCUGAUGCCAUGUCCACCGUAAUGACCGGCUUCGAUCAAUGGAGGACAUGGGAUCUGGCACACGUCGCGAAGAGCUAUGUCAUGCGCAGAGUUUGGCCGAAUCCAGAGCCACGCCAAAGGAUUACGCAGCCGUCCCUGUUCCUAUCCUCGAAUAUCAAACUUUUUCGGUUCUCCAUGGACCCUGGUCCCAGAGAAAGCGAUUUUAUCAUCGAGAACCUGUCGACUGCUACGUCUCUUGUCCCGGACAUGGUUGUUCGCGAAGGUGACAAUGAAUUGCGAAAGAAACUCCUCACAUUGCAGUGCUAUUGUGGCUCUGCUGCUCUACGGCUUCGUUGGGAGAUUUUGGAUCUUAUUGAAGGAGUGAUGAAAGACAUGUCAACUGUGACGCUUGAAUCCACAUAUACUCAAGCCUCUGGUACCAAACCAGAAGAGCAACCAACUGAAGUGCAGAUUGUCUUCGGCACCGAUUUCGGGUCAAUCACUCUCGAUGGCAUUAAUGUCAAGCUUGCCUUGGUCUCUCGAGCGCUCCGGAGCUCCGUCGUUCACCGUUCGCAUAGCGCCGAGAAGAUGAAGCAGGAAGAAUUGGCUUUGUUGUUCUCCGCCGAAGCAUGUUCAUCCGAACUUCUGAGCCAAUCGAGGGCUUUGAUGCUCUCGAGAAUUGCAGAUCCAUACAUGUACUUUUCUUUUGUCUCCGCGGAAGAUGAAAUUGAAUGCACAAAUGAAUGGAAGAUUGCCGGUUCUUGCAACAAGCUUCGAUAUGACAUGAAGGAAGACCCAGUCAGUUUGGCCCAUACGACCGACCGUUUGAUCGAGGAUGAAGUCAAAUACAUUCGCCAACUCGUGGAUAAUGUCACGCUCGCAAAGCCACGAACCGAUCAGGCGCAGCCUUUGAAAAAACCUACUCGCGAUACGUUCCAUGUGGCCAUGUUUUUGGAUGGUUACCGACUGAGCUUCAGUCUUUUGCCGUCCUUGACCUACCUCGUGUCCGGCGAGGUAGCCCGUAUGUCAGUCCUGCCUACAGCGGCAUCAAAGAUCGAGGUUGAUUUCGACGUGAAGAAGAAUUCCCACAUUUUCAUGUCCGGCGAAGGUGGCCGAUCCCAUGCUCUGUCAUUGCUAGAGAUACCUCCCGUCAAUGGCCGAGUCCUUGCGAAUCUCUCAUCCGGCCACAAGGAGGUAGAGGUUGACAUGACAAUUGAGCUGAUUCGCCUAGAGGCUAGUGCCGUUCGAAGCCUUCUGGCUGUUUUGACGGGCCCCGAUGUGUCUCAUCUGGUAUCAGACUUGAAACAGAAUGUGGAUGUUCUUCAAUCACAUCUGGAUGAUGUACUGUCGCUCCAGAAACCACCACCGGAACCCAAACCAGUUUCCGAUGGUACGGGUAUUCUCUACAAGUCUCGACUCACGAUGGCGGGAAUUGAAAUUCAUGCAAUUGCUCCUGCUUUCAAUGGCAAGAACUACUCGGCAGAAAUGAUCUUCAGCCUUGGGAUGAUGCGGAUGCGUCUUGAGAAUGGAUUAGACCGAGGAUAUCCCAUGGACUACCCCGAGUUCAAUAUUGAUGCCUCUCAAAUCAGUUUCGAGCUGCGAAGACAAGACAAAUUACGGAGCAAGCCAUACGGGGGGUUUUCCGCAGGAGUGAAGCUUCUAGGGACAUCCACUGUACGCGACAAUGGCGAGGUAAUGCGAGCCUAUCACUUCAGCAGCGACAGGUUUGAUGUCGAGCUUUAUGCCGAAACUGCUGCAUUGGUGGUCGACAUUGCCGUCUACACACAAGAGCGCAUCAAGACAUUGGACUUGUCACACGAAGUGAAGCGUCUUAGGAGACUGCGACAUCGAAACCACGAGACCAAAGACCACCCCGUGGAGAUGCCGCAGAUUCGAGUCGAUGACGACUCAGCUCCGGAGACCUUCCUGAAUGCCUUGUUCUCGCUGCAGUUCUUGGACAUUCAAGUUGCCUGGAACAUGAAUACCUCGUCAUCUAGUGCCACUGCGCGCCGACCCGAGGACCUUGUUUUCUCCAUCCAGCGAGUUGAACUAUCUAACAAGAAGAAGAACGCUGCUAAACUCCGGAUUGAGAACAUGCAGCUACAGAUGGUGCCAUUUGGCGCAGACAGGAGGAAGCGCUCGCUCAACUCAGCCCUUAUGCCCGAAUUGGUUUUCAACGUGGCCUACUACUCCAGUGGAAAGGAAGUCUGGCUCGCCUUCCAGGCAGCGGGCAAGUCUCUGGAUAUACGGGCCACGUCGGAAUUCAUCAUCCCUGUCAGUAUGAUACGGGAUUCGAUUGCGUCUGCCAGCGAGGCGCUACGUGAAGGCAAGACUGUUUGGGAAACAGAACCAACACCCGAUUCCAGCAGCAAAGAUCGAAAUCUUUUUGGGAAUAGGCGACUUCGAUCUGUCCUUGUUGAUGUUGACUUUGCCGGUGCUACCGUCUCACUCCAAGGGAGACUUGAGCACGAAUAUCAAACUUUCUUGUCGACUACGGUCAGGGGCAGCCGGCUCUCCGAAGCAAAGUAUGGUCAAUACGUGCAGGGUGAUGCAGCAACCACAGCGACUGUCCGAGCUCCUGGUGUGGCUCUGAAAUUCCAGUUUGAGGACAACGGGGCCGAUGAUCCAACACUCAACGGGGAGUUGAAGGUCGAUCCCUCUACCAAUGUCUUGUAUCCAACUCUGGUUCCCCUCGUCAAGCAAAUGACUGCCACGGUCAAAGAGAUCAUGAGAGACCAGCAAGACCAGCCGCGACGACCGUCUGCUACCCCGAUGUUGCAGACCCAGAAACUGAUGCAAGAAACUCCCUUCGACACCCAGGAUCCAAACACAAUCCUCGGGCGAUGCAAGGUUAAUCUUGGUCUACUCUUCUGCCAGCAGGAAUUCAGUUUAAGCUGUCAGCCCAUUGCCAGGGUAGCAGCCACAGCCAGAUUUGACAGUGUCUACGUGACUGUCAACACUGUUCAGUCGAAUGAACCGGGACGCUUUCUCGCACUCUCGUUGGCCUUCAACGGUCUGCAAGCCUCGGUGAAGCAUGUCUACUCAAAUGAAUCCACAGCUAGUUUUGAGGUCAAGUCCAUGAUCUUGUCGAUGAUAAAUAGCAAACACCUUGGCCGCCACAGCGGCAUGUCAGCUAUCCUGCGGGUGAGCCCAAUGAAGGUCUCGCUCAACGCCAAGCAGGUUCAGGAUUCUUUGCUGUUCCGAGAAAUUUGGCUUCCCUCCGACGAUGAGCCUGCCUCCAGUCCAGCAUCCGAACCAGAGCCGUCCGAGCCCCAAACAUACAUCGUACAACGAUACCAGCAGGUUGCUUCGGCGUCGGCAUUCCCCUGGAACACUACGAUUGCCAUUGAGAAGUUGGAGAUUCAACUGGACCUGGGCUCGACGCUGGGCAAGGCGCAGUUUGCCAUCAAUGACCUGUGGGUGUCGUCCAACAAGACAUCUGACAGCGAACAGAGCAUGUGUGUCAAUUUCAGCAAUGUUGAGAUUGAGAGCAAAGGACGUAUGAGUGGCGUGGUCGAGCUUCGGACACUGAAGGUCCGCACCUCCAUUCAAUGGCCGGAUGAAAGCCGGGACAAUGGGAAUACGCCCUUGAUUCAAGCUUCUAUCGCUUUCCAUCAUCUCCAGGCCAAGGUGUCGUUCGACUACCAACCUUUCCUUGUCGCUCAUAUUGCUAUGUUUGAAUUCUUGAUGUACAACGUUCGGGGCGCCACUCGCGAGCAGAGCGAACGACUGUUCAGUACCCUAGAAGGUGAUGAAGUCCAAGUUUUCUGCACGUCACUGACCGCGUCACAAGGUCUAGCGCUGUUCCAAGCUUGGCAGCGACUGGUACAAGACAAACAAGCAGCAUACCAGGCAUCGCUCCGUGAGGUGGAACGUUACCUCCGGCGCAGAUCCUUUGCACCCCCGGACCGAACUGAUGUCUCUACCAAGGAUUUGGACCGACAAGACGAGGACCAGUCUGAAAGAGCGCCUAUUUCUCUACACACAGGGGUGGUCGUGAACAUUCGUCACGUCAACCUCGGGGCGUUCCCCAGCUCUUUCUUCGACAACCAGAUCUUGAAGGUGGAAGCCUAUGAUGCCCAGGCCCGGUUCGCCGUGUCACUUGAAGCGGACAAGAUCCACAGUGCCUUGGGCCUUACUUUGGGUCAGCUUCGCGUUGCACUGUCUGGCAUCAGCCGGCCCAGCUCUGCCCAAAUCGAGGAACUCUCCGUUGACGACAUUUCACAGCGCGCCUCCGCCUCUCGCGGCGGCACCAUCCUCAAGGUUCCUCGGCUUGUGGCCGGGAUGGAGACAUGGCAGGCCCCCGGCACCCGGCAGAUCGACUACAUCUUCCACAGCACAUUCGAAGGGAAAGUGGAUGUUGGAUGGAACUAUUCGCGCAUUAGCUUCAUUCGCGACAUGUGGGGGACGCACUCGCGUGCUUUGGCGUCGCGUCUCGGCAAGCCCUUGCCGCCGUCGGCUGUCCGCAUCACCGGCGCCCCCGGAAGCAGCACCGAGGGUGGUGGUCCCGGAGCUGAGCAGCAGGAAAAGAUCACGGCUGUCGUCAAUGUCCCGCAGUCUAAGUACACCUACACGGCGCUCCAGCCGCCAGUCAUCGAGACGCCGCAGUUACGAGACAUGGGCGAGGCUACGCCGCCGUUGGAAUGGAUUGGGCUUCAACGCGACCGGCUGCCCAAUGUCACGCACCAGAUUAUCAUUGUCACCCUGCUGGAGAUUGCAAAGGAAGUGGAAGAUGCAUACGGGAAGAUUCUGGGGUGA